Necator americanus (New World hookworm) is the source of this 525-nucleotide messenger RNA. RefSeq lists its product as uncharacterized. The coding region runs from base 1 to 525 and encodes 174 amino acids. NCBI's taxonomy places the organism in Eukaryota, Metazoa, Nematoda, Chromadorea, Rhabditida, Ancylostomatidae. The transcript has 3 exons. The record is from RefSeq and is a predicted model, not a curated record.
AUGCCGCUGUGUCUCGCUUUCAUCAACUUCAAGAAAACCUUUAAUAGAGUUGAGACGGGCGCCAUAGUGAAGGCCUUGGACAGCCAAGGGGUCCCUUAUCUAUACAAAAAGAUACAUCGAGAAGUUCGUCAGGGUGAAACAAUUCCACCCAAAAUAUCCAGUGCGACUCUCAAGAACGCUAUGCGAGGAUUGGAAUGGGAUGGCAUGGGAGUCGACAACUUUACGACAGGAAUUUCGACAUUCUACAAGAAUAUCAUCACUGACGUGAAGAGAGGGGUCCGACAAGGUGAUACAAUCUCACCCAAAACAUUCACAGCCACCCUCGAGAACGCAAUACGAAGGCUGGAAUGGGGCGACAUGGAAGCGAAGGUGGAUGGUCGGCAGCUAUACCUUUUGCGCUUUGCUGAUGACAUCGUUCUAACAACACCUAGCAUCAGUCAAGCGGAAGGAAUGCUGACCGAAUUCGAUGAAACAUGUGGAUGUAUCGGUUUUCAGCUGAACCUGAACAAGACGAUGUUCAAAUGA